CAAAGUCGGUAGCAGCUCCCGUGUAUUAGCGGUUUUUGUUUUUUAUUUUUCAACGAAUCGCUAUUAAUCAGCAAAUAUGUGUUAGCCAGCAAACGGGGAAAAUCAAGGCCCGUUGGUGCCUGGCAAAUCAAGUGAAAUUAUUCGCGUCGCUGUGAAAAAUUCGACAUUUCGAAAGUUGUGUGCGCUGGCAUCCGAAUUCGGGUCGAGUGGUGAAAAUAAAACUACAAACAUCCAACCAAAGAAAAAGAAAAUAGUCGGGGAAAACGCAACGGCAAAAAUGGCAGCGAGGACAGAAAUAAAAGACAAGUGAAAAGCAUUAUUCGGGCGUACUGAAGCCAAUAAACGACCUCUGCACCGAGAUCUAUAUAUUUUUUUUUUGUUGGUUCUGUUUCCCCACUUACCCAUUUAAAAACCCAAAAUCCGUAUAAACGUCACAAAACUAAACACCAAUAAAUAAAAACCUUUCCCCAAAUAACCAAGUUUUUAAGUGCAAUAAUAACACGGUAAUGCCGAGAAGAAGCUAGAAGAAGAAGAAGGAUAAUAAAGACAAAAAUAGAUACGAGUCAGCAGAGAGAGAGAGAGCAGUAAACAAAGGCCAGGAAUUACGAUCAAAAUACGGCGAGGGAUACGGCGGAGAGCAGAGAGCAGAGAGCAGGGGAAGAGGAAGAGGAAGAGACGGAUACGCAAUCCGGAAUCCGGAAUCCUCCAGUAAUCACUAGCACCAGCUAAAAGGACUCGCGAGCUAAAUGUCCUGUUGCCGCUAUCGUGCCAUACGGACGGCGUGUCACUCCCGACAAAUGCGUAUUGUGGUUGACCUUGUUUAAUAUAAUUAUGGCCGAGCGGUCGUUACAAAAGUAUCAGAAAUUGGAUACAGUGACGGUUGGAAGCGGCUCAGGAAGUAGUGCAGGCAGAGCAUCAACAGGACUCCUUAGGCGGGGGGGCACUUGGGUCGAAAGGGAGCCCAUCGCUUAGCUGAUAGAAUGGGUGGCCCGAAAAAAGAGGAAAACCCACCAGGUGGUGGUCCGACGUCAUUGUUUAUUCUAACCGAGGAUAACCCAAUAAGGAAGUACACACGAUUCAUCAUUGAAUGGCCGCCCUUUGAAUACGCUGUGUUAUUGACAAUCAUAGCCAACUGUGUUGUGUUGGCACUAGAGGAGCACUUACCAGGGGGCGACAAGACAGUAUUGGCUCAAAAAUUGGAAAAAACGGAGGCCUAUUUUUUAUGCAUUUUCUGUGUAGAAGCGUCGCUCAAGAUCCUCGCCUUAGGGCUUGUUCUGCAUAAACACUCCUAUCUCAGGAAUAUUUGGAACAUCAUGGAUUUUUUCGUUGUAGUUACGGGAUUCAUGACACAGUACCCACAAAUAGGGCCCGAGGUAGACCUAAGAACACUUAGAGCCAUUCGUGUGCUACGGCCCUUAAAAUUAGUGUCUGGAAUUCCUAGUUUACAAGUAGUUUUAAAAUCUAUAAUCAAGGCGAUGGCACCUUUACUGCAAAUCGGUCUCUUGGUGUUGUUUGCAAUCGUAAUUUUUGCAAUCAUUGGACUCGAGUUUUAUUCGGGCGCACUGCAUAAGACUUGUUAUAGCUUAGAAGAUCCAAACAAACUAGUGAAGGAGGGUGAAUCAGAGACGCCUUGCAACACGGACAACGCCACGGAAAAGGCAACCGGAUCGUUUGUAUGCAACAACACCACGAGCAUGUGUCUGGAGAAAUGGGAUGGACCAAAUUCAGGUAUCACGAGUUUCGAUAAUAUCGGAUUUGCCAUGUUGACCGUAUUCCAAUGUAUCACGAUGGAGGGCUGGACGUCAAUACUGUAUUGGACCAACGACGCAUUAGGUUCAGCAUUUAAUUGGAUAUAUUUCGUGCCUCUUAUAGUUAUAGGCUCAUUUUUUAUGCUCAACUUAGUUCUUGGUGUCCUUAGUGGUGAAUUCGCAAAAGAACGAGAAAAAGUAGAAAAUAGACAAGAGUUUCUUAAACUUAGAAGGCAGCAGCAACUAGAAAGAGAGUUAAACGGCUAUGUUGAAUGGAUUUGUAAAGCUGAGGAGGUAAUUCUAGCCGAGGAGCGAACAACCGAGGAGGAAAAAAUGCACAUUAUGGAGGCUCGCAGACGAAACGCAGCCAAGCGGAAAAAGCUGAAAAGCUUGGGAAAAUCAAAGUCAACUGACACCGAAGAGGAGGAAGCCGAGGAAGAUUACGGUGACGAUGGUUACCUGAAAACUCGCUCGAAACCUCAAGGAAGUUGCACUGGAUUUUGGCGGGCGGAGAAGCGGUUUCGAUUCUGGAUCCGACAUACAGUGAAGACUCAGUGGUUCUACUGGUUCGUGAUCGUCCUCGUCUUUCUCAACACAGUCUGCGUUGCCGUCGAGCACUAUGGACAGCCAUCGUUCCUUACUGAGUUUCUGUACUACGCGGAAUUCAUCUUCCUGGGACUCUUCAUGUCGGAGAUGUUCAUCAAGAUGUACGCGCUGGGGCCGCGGAUCUACUUUGAGUCGUCGUUCAACCGAUUCGAUUGCGUUGUCAUUAGUGGUUCGAUAUUCGAGGUGAUCUGGUCCGAGGUGAAGGGCGGCUCCUUCGGUCUGUCCGUGCUGCGAGCCCUGCGAUUGCUGCGCAUUUUCAAGGUCACCAAGUACUGGUCGUCGCUGCGCAAUCUGGUGAUAUCCCUGCUGAACUCGAUGAGAUCGAUUAUCUCGUUGCUGUUCCUGCUCUUCCUGUUCAUCCUGAUAUUCGCCCUGCUGGGCAUGCAGCUGUUCGGCGGACAGUUCAAUCUGCCGGGCGGAACGCCCGAGACCAAUUUCAAUACCUUCCCGAUCGCCCUGCUGACCGUAUUCCAGAUCCUCACCGGCGAGGAUUGGAACGAGGUCAUGUACCAGGGCAUUAUAUCGCAGGGCGGCGCCCAGAAAGGAAUGAUUUACUCUAUAUACUUUAUCGUUUUGGUACUCUUCGGAAAUUACACGCUAUUGAAUGUGUUCUUGGCUAUCGCCGUUGAUAAUUUGGCGAAUGCCCAAGAACUAACAGCAGCCGAAGAGGAACAAGUCGAAGAGGAUAAAGAGAAACAACUGCAGGAGCUCGAGAAGGAGAUGGAGGCCCUCCAGGCGGACGGGGUUCAUGUGGAGAAUGGUGACGGUGCCGUUGUGCCCAGCAAAUCGAGCAAGGGCAAAAAGAAGGAGGAGGAGAAGAAGGAGGAGGAGGAGGUGACCGAGGGUCCCAAGCCGAUGUUGCCAUACUCAUCGAUGUUUAUACUCUCACCGACCAAUCCCAUACGACGCGGCGCCCAUUGGGUUGUUAAUUUGCCAUAUUUUGAUUUCUUCAUUAUGGUUGUCAUCUCAAUGUCAUCAAUAGCAUUAGCAGCCGAAGAUCCCGUUCGUGAGAACUCAAGGCGAAACAAGAUACUGAACUAUUUCGAUUAUGCAUUUACCGGCGUAUUCACGAUAGAAAUGUUGCUGAAAAUUGUAGACUUGGGUGUUAUCCUGCACCCUGGCAGCUAUUUAAGAGAAUUCUGGAAUAUUAUGGAUGCUGUGGUCGUUAUAUGCGCUGCUGUUAGUUUCGGUUUCGAUAUGAGCGGUAGCAGCGCUGGACAAAAUUUAUCGACUAUUAAAUCGCUUCGGGUAUUGCGAGUCCUUCGCCCAUUGAAGACCAUUAAGCGGGUACCAAAAUUGAAAGCCGUGUUCGAUUGCGUCGUGAACUCAUUGAAAAAUGUUGUUAACAUUCUAAUCGUGUACAUAUUGUUUCAAUUUAUAUUUUCUGUUAUUGGAGUACAAUUGUUCAAUGGAAAAUUUUUUUAUUGUACGGACGAAAGUAAACAUACUUCCGCAGAGUGCCAGGGGUCGUAUUUCAAGUACGAGGAGGACGAAUUGCUGCCGAAACAGGAGUUGCGGGUUUGGAAACCGCGGGCCUUCCACUACGAUAAUGUUGCUGCCGCAAUGUUGACGCUAUUUGCUGUGCAAACCGGCGAGGGAUGGCCACAGGUCUUGCAACACUCAAUGGCUGCCACUUAUGAAGAUAGGGGUCCAAUCCAAAAUUUCCGGAUCGAAAUGUCCAUAUUUUAUAUUGUGUAUUUUAUUGUAUUUCCGUUCUUCUUCGUCAACAUAUUCGUGGCCUUGAUCAUUAUUACGUUUCAAGAGCAAGGCGAAGCUGAGUUGCAAGAUGGCGAGAUUGACAAAAAUCAGAAAUCCUGCAUCGAUUUCACUAUAGGAGCACGACCUCUCGAACGAUAUAUGCCCAAAAAUCGGAAUACCUUCAAGUAUAAAGUCUGGCGAAUUGUGGUUUCAACUCCCUUCGAGUACUUCAUUAUGAUGUUGAUCGUAUUCAACACGCUUUUGCUGAUGAUGAAGUAUCAUAAUCAAGGAGACAUGUAUGAAAAGUCACUGAAGUACAUCAACAUGGGAUUCACCGGAAUGUUCAGUGUAGAAACCGUGCUGAAAAUCAUUGGAUUUGGCGUAAAGAACUUCUUCAAGGAUCCGUGGAACAUAUUCGAUCUGAUCACAGUGCUGGGCAGCAUUGUAGACGCACUGUGGAUGGAAUUCGGGCACGAUGAUUCGAACUCAAUCAACGUCGGCUUCCUGCGUUUAUUUCGUGCGGCGCGCCUGAUCAAAUUGCUUCGCCAAGGAUACACAAUUCGAAUUCUCCUGUGGACAUUCGUGCAGUCCUUCAAGGCUCUGCCAUAUGUCUGUUUACUCAUAGCCAUGCUAUUCUUUAUAUACGCCAUUAUCGGCAUGCAGGUGUUCGGGAAUAUCAAACUAGGUACGGUGGAAAAUUCCAUUACUAGACACAACAACUUCCAAUCAUUUAUUCAAGGCGUCAUGUUGCUCUUCAGGUGUGCGACGGGCGAGGCCUGGCCGAACAUAAUGCUGGCCUGUCUGAAGGGCAAGGCCUGCGAUGAGGACGCCGAGAAGGAGCCCGGCGAAUACUGUGGAUCCACAUUGGCGUACGCGUACUUCGUGUCGUUCAUCUUCUUCUGCUCGUUCCUCAUGCUGAAUCUCUUCGUGGCCGUCAUCAUGGACAACUUUGACUACCUCACCCGGGACUCCAGCAUCCUGGGUGCCCAUCACUUAGACGAAUUUGUGCGCAUCUGGGCGGAAUAUGAUCCAAAUGCGACUGGAAAGAUACACUACACGGAAAUGUACGACAUGCUGAAGAACAUGGACCCACCGCUGGGAUUCGGCAACAAGUGCCCCAAUCGACUGGCCUACAAAAAGCUAAUCAGAAUGAACAUGCCCCUCGACGACGAGCUGAGAGUCCAGUUCACCACAACGCUAUUUGCUCUGAUUCGCGAGAAUCUCAGCAUCAAAAUGCGAGCGCCUGAGGAGAUGGACCAGGCGGACAUGGAGCUGCGGGAGACGAUCACGAAUAUCUGGCCGCUGCAGGCGAAGAAGAUGCUGAACCUGCUGGUUCCUCCGAGCGAUCAACUCAACAAGGGCAAGCUCUCAGUGGGUAAAAUCUAUGCAGGUUUCCUCAUCCUGGAGUCCUGGCGCAGCACCAGAUUCGGCCAACUCGAUUCGGGAAUGCCGAAACAAUCGUUCUUUAACUGCCUACUCGAUAUGGCCGCCCUCGACAAAGGAGGAUCGCGACAGGGCUCCAUAAGUUUCGAGCCGAAUGGGGAAGGAGCCGCCAACUCACAGACACAUUUGUUAGCCAGCACGCACCACCACCACGCAAACGGUGAUGCCGAACACAACAGUUUGGCAACACUAGCACGGCGGAGUACGAUCAGAAAGCGGUCAGUUAGAAACAAAAAGAUGCUGGAGCUGCAGGACGCAUCGCGACAUCCUUCGCAGGAAUCGCUUACCGGUGCCGAUGCUGGCCAUUUACAUCCUGGACAUUCGUACAUGAAUGGCCAUCGGCGAUCGCCUAGCUUGAGGCACAACGGCUCUCCAUUGGCCAGAUCUCCGAGUCCUCGACGGCGUGGCCAUCAAUACAUACAUCAUGAUAUCGGGUUCUCCGAUACCGUAUCUAAUGUUGUAGAGAUGGUCAAGGAGACCCGGCAUCCUAGGCACGGCAACAGUCAUCCGCGGUAUCCAAGAGGUUCAUGGUCAGCAUCGACAAGUCCGGCCCGUUCGCCUUCGCCUUCUCGAUAUGGUGGUCAUUUGUCUCGCAGUAAACGCACUCAACUGCCUUAUCCCACAUAUGGGACAACCAGUCUCUGUCAAAGGUCACGAUCGCCGAGUCCCGCUCGACUUCAGGAGAUGCGUGAACGAGACAGACUUGGUUAUGGGAUUGAUAUGGGUGUAACGCACGUGCAGCACAGUUACCCCACCUUGGCCUCCCGACGAGCUGGCAUUGGAAGACGACUGCCACCCACUCCCAGCAAGCCGUCGACCCUCCAGCUCAAGCCGACCAACAUCAACUUCCCCAAGCUGAACGCGAGUCCCACACAUACACACCACUCAACGCCCCACAGUGUUCACUCGCUGCCGCACCACCGCGACCUGCUGCGCGACCCCAGGGACAUGUACUACAGCAGCAGGGAGCGGGAGCGUGACCGGGAACGCCUUAGGGACCGUGACCGUGACCGGGAACGGGAUCGUGACCGGCUGCACGAGUACGACCUGCGCUACGAGUACAGGGACCGCGAGCGGGAACUCUACGAGCGCGAGCGGGAUCGCGAGCGGGAGGUCGAAAGAGAAAGACUGGAAUACAUAGCACCGCUGUCGUUCGAACAGGCACUCGCCAUGGGCCGCACGGGCCGAGUACUGCCAUCUCCGGUUCUGAACGGCUUCAAGCCGAAGAGCGGGCUGAAUCCCCGACACUCCGAUUCGGACGAGGAGGAUUGGUGCUAGC
Drosophila ficusphila is the source of this 6774-nucleotide messenger RNA. It is a transcript of the gene cac, whose product is annotated as voltage-dependent calcium channel type A subunit alpha-1. NCBI's taxonomy places the organism in Eukaryota, Metazoa, Arthropoda, Insecta, Diptera, Drosophilidae. Gene Ontology annotation, cellular component: membrane; voltage-gated calcium channel complex. The transcript is spliced from 35 exons. Bases 981 to 6773 code for a protein of 1930 amino acids. Gene Ontology annotation, molecular function: high voltage-gated calcium channel activity; calcium ion binding. Gene Ontology annotation, biological process: chemical synaptic transmission; calcium ion import across plasma membrane. The record is from RefSeq and is a predicted model, not a curated record.